Messenger RNA from Blastocystis hominis, 521 nucleotides. RefSeq names its product Ribosomal protein S15. Gene Ontology annotation, biological process: translation. Gene Ontology annotation, molecular function: small ribosomal subunit rRNA binding; structural constituent of ribosome. The coding region runs from base 20 to 475 and encodes 151 amino acids. Gene Ontology annotation, cellular component: nucleolus; cytosolic small ribosomal subunit; ribosome. The record is from RefSeq and is a predicted model, not a curated record. The transcript is spliced from 4 exons. NCBI's taxonomy places the organism in Eukaryota, Bigyra, Opalinata, Blastocystidae.
AAGUCGUUCUUUAUCUAACAUGGGUCGUAUGUACGGAAAGGGAAAGGGUAUUUCGGCUUCUUGCCUGCCCUACAAGAGAACUGCUCCUUCUUGGUGCAAGUCUACUGCUGAGGAGGUGGAGGCUUCUGUCUGCCGUCUGGCUAAGAAGGGUCUGACUCCUUCUCAGAUUGGUGUGAUGCUGAGAGAUCAGAAGGGAAUUGGUCAGGUGAAGGCCGUGACUGGUUCUAAGAUUCUCAGAAUUCUGAAGAAGAACGGACUGGCUCCUUCUCUGCCUGAGGAUAUGUACUUCCUCAUCAAGAAGGCCGUCGCCAUCAGAAAGCACCUGGAGCGCAACCGAAAGGACCGUGACUCCAAGUUCCGUCUGAUUCUGAUCGAGAGCCGUAUUCACCGUCUCACUCGCUACUACAAGCGCACUGAGCAGCUUCCCCCCACUUGGAAGUACAACUCUGCUACGGCUUCCACUCUGGUCGCGUAAGCAUAGAUAUUGAUAUUGAUUCUUCCUCUUGGGAACAAGGUUAUUU